UAAAUAACCCUCCCAUGACAGUCUUCUCCUCAUCACUACAAAGUAAGCCUCCCUUUUCAAGUCUCUUACAAAAGCUUCAUAUAUAUACAUAUCUAUACAUACAUACAGCUAGCACUCAAAGCGUGAUCUGUUUACAUCUCUCUAUAUAUAUACAUGGAUACAUCACUCAGAGGCAUGGUGGGAAGUAGCCCACUUGUGAUAUUCAGCAGGAGCAAUUGUUGCAUGAGCCACACUGUGGUGACACUCAUUAGCAACUUUGGUGCAAACCCAACAGUUUAUGAGCUUGACCAAAUUCAAAAUGGACAACAGAUUGAGAGGGCACUGCAGCAGCUUGGGUAUCGGAACGUACCGGUUGUGUUCAUCGGCCAACAAUUGAUUGGAGGAGAGCAGCAAGUGAUGAGCCUUCAUUUGAGGAAGGAGCUUGUUCCACUCCUCAAAAGGGCAGGAGCUCUAUGGCUUUGAGCUUAGAUAACCAGUUUUCAUGGCAUUACCUUAUGUACCUUACUUCUUCUGAGGGGGUGAUGAUCACUGUUACAUUCAUCUCCCUUUGUGUUUGUAGCUUCGAAUAAGUAAAUAAAGUUACCAACUUUAACA
Tripterygium wilfordii is the source of this 594-nucleotide messenger RNA. RefSeq names its product monothiol glutaredoxin-S5-like. The transcript has a single exon. Lineage: Eukaryota; Viridiplantae; Streptophyta; Magnoliopsida; Celastrales; Celastraceae. The record is from RefSeq and is a predicted model, not a curated record. The coding region runs from base 154 to 462 and encodes 102 amino acids.